CAACAUCUUUCUUCUGCUUUCUAUCCACGUAGGCCACCCUUCUUGCGUGUCUUCCGCACAGUAUCAAGAGGGCAUUACAAGCCAAUAGACGACCCCUGUAUUUCCCACUUCAAGAUGUCGCAUACAAUGUCCGUGACGUUCCUGGGCACGUCCAGUGGUGGCGGACCGUCGGAUACGCGUUCGUGUUCGAGCCUUGCUUUGGAUAUAUUGGGGAAUGGGGACUUAUGGUUGGUCGAUUGCGCAGAAGGCACGACGCGCCAGUUUGCGAUGCAGCCGUUUGGGCCACGGAGGCUGAAGACAAGUAGAAUCACGAAGAUUUUUAUUACGCAUUUACAUUUCGACCAUUGCAUGGGCGUCAUAACUCUACUAGCCAACAUUCUUCGCGGUUCUGCUGGCGCCUCGCAACCUCCACGUUCCAAACCACCACUAGUGGAACUUUAUGGUCCUGCAGGACUCCGCGUCUUCGUACGCAGUAUACUCAAAAUGACAAUGACAGACUUGACAGAACGAUAUGCUGUUCAUGAACUGUUAACACCUUCUGACAAACCGACGUCGUGUGAAACGGGUAACAUGCAUCCUGGAGAAUCGAUCGGCAGAAACAUAUUAUCUGUAUCGACUGGAUUGUGGUUCGAUUUGGCUGUAUAUGGCUCUGUUCAUGUUGAUGCAGCGCCUAUUUUACAUAGAGCUCCUUGCAUUGGGUACGUAUUCCGGGAAACGAACCAUCUCGAACGCAAGAUAGUCGUACUCGGUGAUACGUGUGACCCCUCCGCAAUCACAGACCUCGCGCAAAAUGCUGCUUUGUUAGUCCACGAAGCAACAGACGCACAUAUCCCUGUUUCGAUCGAUCGAAGCUUUCGAGGAGACAAGAAGACACCUGCAUUCGUUCGUCAGAAGAUUGUGAGCAAGGGACAUUCAACACCAGGCAUGGCGGGGGCGUUUGCGAAAAUGAUUAAUGCUGAGAGGCUGGUCUUGAACCAUUUUAGUGGGAAAUUCCCUGCGCCAAAUCCUUACCGUCCCGACCCCCGAAGACGACUCGUCAUGAAUGAGAUUGAACGCCAAGCGAAUGAGGCAUGGGGUGAAGAGAACAAGAAAGCGAUUGCGUCAUACGACUUUAUGCGUGUGGAUAUACCGGGUGCGCCUGUCCAAUCACGAUUCCGCGAACCGAAGAUGGAACCGUCGGAAGUGGAAAAGCCUCCGGUAGUAGAAAGGCCUUCGGUAGUGGUAAAGCCUUCAGAAAUGGUAAAGCCAGCGGAAGUGGAAAAGCCCGCUGAAGAGAAGCCGAGUCAAGUGUCAACUCAAGCACCAGCCCAAACACCACGUCGAGCACCGCGCACUCCGCCUCCAACGAUACAGAAGAAUCAGACGAGGAACGUUUUGAAGAGGAGGAAGACUUGAUGGUUGAAUAUCUGAUUUUUAUUUGUGUCUAAUUUAUGUCCCGAGCAUCAACUACCACCCCGUUGAAGUCUUCAUAGAGCCUAUCAUCAUUGUACUAGGCCUCUCUUACGAACACAGAAUUAUCCCGUCCUGCAAAUACCCAUCUCUCUCGCACUAUGCAAAAGUGUCAUGGAUACCUGACUCGGAGGUGCUUGCAGUUCAUGAUGUCGACCGUUCGUCAACUUCGAGAGGAACGUGACUUUUGCUUCGAUCUGAAAUAAUCGGGAUUCGCGUGUAGCGAAGAGUUUUGUCGGGACGUAGAUGGCGAAAUGUUUGGCCCAGAUGGGGACGGGGCGGGCUGGCAGUUCGACCCAGUCGGUCGUCUCGAUUUCAGCGUCGUCGUCAUCGUCAUCUUCCAUCUCGGUCUCUAGACCGCCUAGGACGGACUGAACAGACGGAACUGCACCGACUUGCGAGAUAUGGCGAGAAUACGAAGAGGCAAUUGAUUCAAUAGCAGCAACGUUUAUCCCGCCGUCCCUAUUUGGACAGCUUCCUUGCUUCCGUGGUGGUUCUUUGUAGUGAAGAACGAAUUGCGGGUCGGCAUUGUGUUCUACACCUCGAAUUAGCGGUAUCCGAGGAAGGUAGGAGCGGACAGAGAUGGUGGCGUGGUGAUAGUAUGUUUCCCGUGUAAGGUCGAGGAUCUCGAGGCGGGCUCUUAUGGGGAUGGUAUCUCUGAGAAGUAUCGCGUUAGAUCUACUUGUGCAACGGGCAGAAAAUGAAUGGAAUGAGAAGAAGAUGAAGGCUUGCUCACCCGUCUUCGACAUCCCAAUACGUCGAAUGAGACUCGAGAGGUGUGAUGCGGAACGAUACACGCGGAACGAGCAUCCCGUUGAUGCUCACAUACGGCGAGUGUUGUACAACAUUCUGUGGCUGAACUGGGAAAGUGGGAGGGAAAAUACGCUCCACUGGAGGCGGAGAAGAAUUGACAUAUGGCGCUAAAGGGAUCGGUUCCGACCAUGUAUCAUCACUUCUGAUGAUCUCAGGUGGAGGAACAAGGCGCUGCGUCGUCGUCGUCGUCGAAAUGUGUGGCCAUGCAUUCACAUUGCCAAAGCGCUCCGAAGGAUUGAAGACUUGAUAUCCUCCAUUGUACCCCUGCCCUUGUCUGGAUGCGAGAGAUGGUACUGGUGAAGACGGCACGGGAAAUGGAGGGAUCUCGAGUGGCUCGUCAUCUGAAUCUGAAUCUGAAUCACUGCUGGAAUCCGAGUCUGAAUCCGAGUCUGAGUUGGGUGAGAUGUUGGCGUUUAUGACGCGUAGAGGUGGACGCGGACGCGUUGUGGGAAUAGGAGAAGUACGAGGAGAGGGAGCAGGAGGAGUCGAACACGAGGAACGUUCGCGUCCUUUCUCUUUCUCUGUGUCUUUCUCAACUCGGAUGGAUCGGUAUGAUGAAUGCGAACGUAGCUUGCGGUUCGCUUUUGAUUCGUCAUUGACCGUGGAAAUAGCUUCUGUUAGACUCUGGUUACGUCCGGGAGGCUCAGUUGACGAAGACAAAGUAGGCGACGACGUCACGGGAGACGACGAUCGCGAGACACCACGACUAAACGCAUCGGUGGCCUUAUCCUUCUCUUUCUCCUCCGUCUCCGAUUUAGCGCACGCGCCUCGCCAGAGUGCGUUGAGCGAAUAACGCGGCUGGUAUUUCUCGAUGUCGAAGGGAAUAGGGGAGGCGGAGGAGGCGGAGUGUUUGAAGGUGGAGGAUUUACGGCUAGAGGACUGUACAGGCCUAAUAGUCUCCGUCGAAGGGUGUCUUCUCCUGCUAUGUGUAUGGAUACGUGCACGUGGGCUCGUGCUGUUGGUUUUAAGUUCGUUUGAUGACAUGGAAGAGGGAGACAUCUACAGUCUGAGAUACGGAGGAUGUGUAGCAGGAAGCGGAAGCAGAAGAGGAAAACGGACAUCUCGUAGAGACACACUUGUUAUAUAGACUGUCAGGAGUUUCGUGGUCGUGGCUUGAUUGAAUCUAAUUAUGUAUCUUGGAGUGUUGUGGCCAGAUCGCACGUGGCAGCAAAAAAUUGCGUUGCAGUGGCCGCGCUUUGGCAUUCGAGAUCUGCAUC
Molecule: messenger RNA, 3479 nt
Organism: Fomitiporia mediterranea MF3/22
Lineage: Eukaryota; Fungi; Basidiomycota; Agaricomycetes; Hymenochaetales; Hymenochaetaceae
Exons: 7
Coding region: 115-1395 (426 amino acids)
Cellular component (GO): nucleus
Molecular function (GO): 3'-tRNA processing endoribonuclease activity
Source: RefSeq, a predicted model, not a curated record